AUGUCUGAUCAAAAACCGGACUUUUUAAAGAGCCAGUUGUCAAAGGAUAGUAAUGUAGGGAAUAAAGACCAAGAGAAAUGGAAAAGAUAUGAAGCCCACGAAGGUAUUGCAUUUUGCAUUGAGCUAACCUCAUCGAUGUAUCUUCCCAGCGAAGAUUUGAAUGGUCAAAUUCAAUUAAUGGAAAUUCUAGAUUCAUUGAAUGAACUGAUGUCCGAAUUGGUUAUUGUAAUGCCAAAUACUGCGAUUGGAUGUUACUUCUACAAUUGUGCACAUCCAAAGGCUGAAAACAAUGUCUAUGAGUUGAUACCUCUACGAGAUGUAAAUUUCCAGAAUAUGAAAAAGGUCAACGAUCUUUUAGAUGAUAUCAAAAGCAGUAGGUUAACUCUCGAAGAAGAAAUACCAAUAGCAGAUAAAGCAAACCCUGCAGAGCUUUCUCCUGCAUUGAUAAUGAUUAGGGAAAAGUUUUUAGAACCAGUGGACGGACAAAAACAGUUGACUAAUAAAAAAAUAUUCAUAUUUACUGAUAAUGAUAAACCUUCUGAAUUUCAAGAUGUAGAAAGCCGUUCGAGAUUAAGAAAGGUUAUAGAUGAUCUUUAUGACUAUCACAUAAAUUUUGUAACCUUUUUCAUUGGUUCAAAGGUUAAACCAUUUGAUGACACGACAUUCGCAGAUAUCUUAAGGUGGGGAUCAAAAGUUAAUGACACUAAAAAUUGGUUAUAUUCUCAUGGUCCAAAUACAAAACCCAUAAAUGCAUCGACUAUUAAGUCUAAGGUCAAAAGGACAAAGGAAAUAAAUAGAGUGAAAUUUCGCUGUCCUUUAAUAUUAGACGAAAGAGCAGACUUUGUUGUUUCUGUUAGUGGAUACACAAUUAUAUCUCAUGAGAUUCCUGCAUCGAAAUACAAGCUUAUAUAUGAUAAUGGUACGGUCAAACAAGAAGCGUACUCCCGUCGUGAAUAUCUUGAUGCGGAAACUGGAGAAGUGGUACCAAAUGACGAACUUGCAAAAACCUUUUCAUUUGGAGAUGAAAUAAUUGAGUUGUCUGAGGAAGAGAACUCACAAAUUCAAAACAUAUACGGAAAUUAUGACUCAUUUUUGAAGCUAAUAGGAUUUAGAUCUACCGAGGAAUGCUUAUGUUUUUACAAUAAUAUCGACGCACCAUCACUCGUGGUUCCUAACGAAGAACAAUAUAAAGGUUCUAUCAAAACACUAACAUCUCUAUAUCGAACGUUGAAAAAGAAAGAAAAAUCAGCGGUUAUUUGGGGAAAGCUGCGGCCAAACUCUAUGGCAUCGAUGUUUGUUUUAACUCCAAGUUCUAACGAAGACUUUAACCAAGCUUUCUACCUCUAUCGUAUACCAUUUAUAGAUGAAGUCAGGAAACUACCUACUUUAUCGAGCUAUCCAGAACUACUAGAAAGUGAUGAUUAUCAAGUACUCAGUAGAGUCACUGAAACGCUCGUGAACUUUUUCAAUUUGAAAAAUGGGUACAAGCCUUCUGAUUACCACAGCCCAGCGCUUCAAAGACACUUCACGGUACUCAGAGAGUAUCUUCUCCAGAUUGAAAGUAAGGAAACUAAAGAUCAAGAUGAAGAUGACGAAACUCUUCUGAAAGUCAAACAGAUUCACGAAAGAAUUGCUGCUUCUGCUCAAUCAGAUGAUCCUAAACAGCAAAGACUAGUAAAGUAUUUGAAACUAUGGAAUUCAUAUUACAAUCGCUAUAAUAAUUUGGAAAUUGAAUCAAAACCAAAACAGAAUAAACGGAGUAAAUUUAAUAUAUAA
This is a messenger RNA of Kluyveromyces marxianus DMKU3-1042, 1776 nucleotides long. It is a transcript of the gene YKU70, whose product is annotated as ATP-dependent DNA helicase YKU70. Lineage: Eukaryota; Fungi; Ascomycota; Saccharomycetes; Saccharomycetales; Saccharomycetaceae. The transcript has a single exon. Gene Ontology annotation, cellular component: Ku70:Ku80 complex; nucleus. Gene Ontology annotation, molecular function: damaged DNA binding; telomeric repeat DNA binding; DNA helicase activity. The record is from RefSeq and is a predicted model, not a curated record. Bases 1 to 1776 code for a protein of 591 amino acids. Gene Ontology annotation, biological process: cellular response to gamma radiation; double-strand break repair via nonhomologous end joining; cellular response to X-ray.